This is a messenger RNA of Aspergillus ochraceoroseus IBT 24754, 2137 nucleotides long. RefSeq names its product oleate delta-12 desaturase odeA. The record is from RefSeq and is a predicted model, not a curated record. Gene Ontology annotation, molecular function: oxidoreductase activity. The transcript has 2 exons. NCBI's taxonomy places the organism in Eukaryota, Fungi, Ascomycota, Eurotiomycetes, Eurotiales, Aspergillaceae. The coding region runs from base 261 to 1724 and encodes 487 amino acids. Gene Ontology annotation, biological process: lipid metabolic process.
AUUUCAGCUAAUACAACAAUUACCACCCCAAUACACGCCUUUCUGGCAAAUUCGGCAGCCAGGGUUUUUCUUCACUUCCGCUCCUCCUCCUCCCUUCCUCUUCCUCUUCAUCCUCCCUUUCUCUCCCCCCCCCUUGGACUUAUUCUUUCCACAACAAGGACAGGAGUCAAUCCUGAAGAUCAGGAUCUCAGUCAGAUUCUGUGUACCCUGAAACCUUAAUCAAUCCAUUGCAGUUGUUACCGUUGUCAGACUUUCCCAUCAUGUCGUCCACGGCAAUCCCCAAGCGGGUUGCGCUUCACCGCAACCCCGGAACAGAUAGCUCUGUUCCCAGUUCUGUCGCUGUCUCGCCUCUGGGCACUCCUCGCCAAUCGCCCUCCUCAACCUCGCUGUCGUCCAUGUCGGACGACGCGGAGAAUAACGGAAAGAUGCUGGACACCUAUGGCAACGAAUUCAAGAUUCCCGAUUUCACCAUCAAGCAGAUCCGCGAUGCCAUUCCUGCCCAUUGCUUCGAGCGCUCUGCCGCCACCGGCUUGUACUAUGUCUUCCGGGACGCUGCCAUCUUGGCCGCCGUUUUCUACCUCUUUCACAACUAUGUGACACCCGAGACCGUGCCUUCGUUCCCUGCUCGCGUCGCCCUGUGGGCUCUGUAUACCGUCGUCCAGGGUUUGGUCGCUACCGGAAUCUGGGUUCUGGCCCACGAGUGCGGUCACCAAGCUUUCUCUACCUCCAAGGUUCUGAACGAUACCGUUGGCUGGAUCUGUCACUCUGCCCUGCUAGUCCCGUAUUUCUCCUGGAAGAUCUCUCACGGCAAGCACCACAAGGCCACCGGUAACAUUGCCCGCGACAUGGUCUUUGUGCCCAAGACUCGCGACCAGUAUGCUUCUCGUAUCUCUAAGACCAUCUAUGAGCUGCACGAGUUGAUGGAGGAAACCCCCAUUGCCACUGCCUGUCAUCUGGUUCUCCAGCAGCUGUUUGGCUGGCCCAUGUACCUUUUAACCAACGUCACAGGCCACAACAACCACGAACGCCAGCCCGAGGGUCGUGGAAAAGGAAAGCGCAACGGUUACUUUGGCGGCGUCAACCAUUUCAACCCUAACAGCCCUCUGUACGAGGCUAAGGAUGCUAAGCUCAUCAUUCUCAGCGACCUGGGUCUGGCCAUUGUCCUUUCCAUUCUCUACCUCAUUGGCUCCAAGUACGGCUGGAUGAACCUCCUCGUGUGGUACGGCAUUCCUUACGUCUGGGUGAACCACUGGCUGGGUAAGUUCCAAAUCUUCAAUCAGAUAUUCUCACCGGGAUUGAAAACUAACUUGUUUCUAGUUGCUAUCACUUACCUGCAGCACACUGACCCCACUCUCCCUCACUACCAACCCGAGUACUGGAACUUUGCCCGCGGUGCCGCUGCCACUAUCGACCGUGAUUUUGGCUUUGUUGGCCGCCACAUCUUGCACGGCAUCAUUGAAACCCAUGUCCUCCACCACUACGUUAGCACCAUCCCCUUCUACCAUGCCGAUGAGGCCAGCGAGGCCAUCCAAAAGGUGAUGGGCACCCACUACCGCACCGAGGCGCACACCGGAUGGACCGGCUUCUUCAAGGCCAUGUGGACCAGCUCCCGGGUGUGCCACUGGGUCGAGCCUUCCGAGGGAACCAAGGGCGAGAACGCCGGUGUUCUCUUCUAUCGCAACACCAAUGGCAUCGGAAUCCCCCCCGUCAAGCUCUCGAAAUAGAGUACACCAUGUCUGUUUUACACAUCAGUACAUAGAACGCUUGAGAGCCUUUUUUUCUUUUCUUUCUUUUUUUCUCUAAAUCUCUCCCCCCUUUUUUUUAAUAUUUCUCUCAUCUCUUGCGCUUUUUAAACCUUCUCGAUGAUUUAUUCUCCUCUCCCGUGGUGUGCUCUCGCAGGAACGAAACGGCCACGAUAUACUUCCCCGUCAUAGAUCAGAGAGCAGCUGCGAGUUGCAUGUUCCCAUGUUUUUUUUUUUUUUUUGAGUGCAAGGCGUACAACGGAGACGUGGGAGAGACGUUACUUUUUGUGUCUGUUCUUGAUAUAAUGGAUCACUUCUUUGCCUGAUAAAACGAUGAUGACUGGAGUUGUUUCUGCAUCUGUGUGUGCCUAUGUCUGGUUUUAUGUUAUUAGAGA